GUUGGAUUGCAAUCAUUUCUUCAUAUUUUUGUUUUUGUUAUUGCUGGUGCUGUUGAUCAGCCGCUCCCCGGUCGAAUUACGCGGACAAUGUAUGAAGGAAGGUGAGGUCACAGAUGGUGGAGGGCCGAUCCGAAGAACCUAGCGUGGAUGCCGAUGAGACUGGCGUUCGGGAACUCUACGCAAAUGGGAUUUGCAUGAAAACAUCGGAGGUCGAAGCCAAACUCGACGAGGGAAAUAUUCAGGAGGCAGAGUCGUCCUUGCGCGAGGGCUUAUCGCUUAAUUAUGAGGAAGCGAGGGCCCUUCUGGGAAGAUUGGAGUAUCAAAGAGGCAAUCUAGAGGGUGCACUUCAUGUUUUUGAUGGCAUUGAUCUUCAGGCUGCCAUACAGCGAUUGCAACCUUCUCUUUCUGAAAAACCUUUUGCGAAAAAGAGUCGCACACGUGACGAUUCUCAACAUUCUGUUUCCCAGCAUGCUACCAACCUAGUUCUUGAAGCAAUAUACUUAAAAGCCAAGUCGCUUCAAAAGCUUGGAAGAUUAAAUGAGGCUGCUAAUGAAUGUAAAAGUGUGCUUGAUGCUGUGGAGAACAUAUUCCAACAGGGUAUACCAGAAGUCCAAGUGGAUGGUAGGUUGCAAGAGACAGUUAGCCAAGUUGUUGAGCUCCUCCCAGAGCUUUGGAAGCAGGCUGAGAACUAUCAAGAAGCUGUUUCUGCUUAUAGACGUGCCCUACUUAAUCAGUGGAGCUUAGAUAAUGAUUGUUGUGCACGAAUUCAGAAAGCAUUUGCAGUUUUACUGCUGCACAGUGGAGUGGAGGCUGGGCCACCAAGUUUAGGCUCUCAAAUUGAGGGUUCAUUUGUACCUAAAAAUAAUUUGGAAGAGGCUAUUCUGCUUUUGAUGAUUCUUGUGAGGAAAAGUGAUCUUGGUAAGAUCAAAUGGGAUCCAUCGGUCAUGGAGCACCUAACCUUUGCACUGUCUCUCUCCAGCCAAACUUCUGUUCUAGCAAAGCAAUUCGAAGAGAUCCUACCUGGCGUAUUUCACCAUGUUGAUCGUUGGAAUAACUUAGCACUAUGUUACAGUGGAGCAGGACAAAACAGAACUGCCUUGAACCUACUGCAGAAGUCUCUACAUAAACAUGAACGACCUGAUGACCUUAUGGCAUUGUUGUUGGCUGCCAAGAUCUGUAGCGAGGAUUCUCAUCUUGCUGCUGAGGGAGUGGGAUAUGCCCAUAGGGCAAUCAAUAAUGCCAAAGGGAUAGAUGGGCAUUUGAAGGGUGUGGGUCUUCGUGUCUUAGGCCUUUGUUUAGGGAAGCAGGCUAAAGUUUCUUCCUCUGAUUUUGAAAGGUCCCAUCUUCAGUCUGAGGCAUUAAAAUCAUUAGAUGGCUCAAUUUCCUUUGAGCAGUGUAACCCUGAGCUCAUUUUUGAAUUAGGAGUUCAAUAUGCAGAGCAGCGGAACUUGAAUGCUGCUUUGCGCUAUGCGAAGAAAUACAUCGAUGCAACAGGUGGUUCCAUAUUAAAAGGUUGGAGAUUGCUUGCUCUAGUUUUGUCUGCUCAGCAGCGAUUCUCAGAGGCCGAGGUGGUCACUGAUGCUGCCUUAGAUGAGACUGCCAAAUGGGAGCAAGGACCACUGCUCAGGCUGAAAGCCAAACUAAAGAUCUCCCAAUCAGAACCCACAGAUGCUAUUGAAACUUAUCGUUACCUCCUUGCAUUGGUUCAAGCCCAAAGAAAAUCUUUUGGUCCUGUUCAAAGUGCUUCUGAGGUUGAGGAUGAUAAAGUGAAUGAGUUUGAAGUUUGGUAUGGUCUUGCAAAUCUGUACUCUAGCCUUUCACAUUGGAAAGAUGUGGAGAUAUGUCUGGGAAAAGCAAGAGCCUUGAAACAGUACUCUCCAGAGUUGAUGCACAUAGAAGGGGCUAUGUGUCAAGAACGAGGACAAACUCGAGAAGCGCUGUCUUCGUAUAUAAAUGCUGUUUUAUUGGAACCAUCUUAUGUUCCUUGUAAAGUAUUAAUUGGUGCUCUACUGUCCAAAAUUGGUGUGAGCGCAUUACCUGUGGCAAGAACCUUUCUCUCUGAUGCAUUGAGGAUUGAACCCACCAAUAGGAAGGCUUGGUAUUACCUGGGUAUUGUUCACAGGAAUGAUGGACGGAUAGCCGAUGCCACAGAUUGUUUCCAAGCUGCUUCAAUGCUUGGAGAAUCAGAUCCAAUAGAGAGCUUUAGCUCUAUUAUUUGACUCACUCCCAUGAGUUAAAGUUAAAUCCUUGCGUUUCAGAUGUUCAGUGGUAUACACAAUUGCAGCCCCCAGCGUACAAGGUUUAUAAUCUGUUCCAUUGACAUUUUUUUUCUUUAUUUAAUAUCACUCUUCGAAUGGUCAUAAAAAAGGGACCAAGUUGAGUGAGUUAUUGCAAUUCUUGGAAAAUAAAAUCAGAGGGCAAAAGAAGACCAGGCUAUUUAGUGAAAUUGUAGGAUAAGCUGUUUGGUGGUCGUCUUACAUGUAUUGCUUAGCCUGCAUUUGGCAUCUGCUGUACAAAUGUAUGUUAUUUACUAGAGCAACUGUAGUUUGGCAUCAGCUGUGUAAAUGUUAUCUUU
Molecule: messenger RNA, 2575 nt
Organism: Rubroshorea leprosula
Lineage: Eukaryota; Viridiplantae; Streptophyta; Magnoliopsida; Malvales; Dipterocarpaceae
Source: the annotation of a GenBank genome assembly